Molecule: messenger RNA, 2498 nt
Organism: Ceratotherium simum simum (southern white rhinoceros)
Lineage: Eukaryota; Metazoa; Chordata; Mammalia; Perissodactyla; Rhinocerotidae
Gene: NCEH1
Product: neutral cholesterol ester hydrolase 1
Cellular component (GO): membrane
Molecular function (GO): carboxylic ester hydrolase activity
Source: RefSeq, a predicted model, not a curated record
AGAGCUUUCUCAAACCUGGAGUGUCUGCCGCACUUUGCAAGGACACCGAAGAGGGGGCACGUCAGCGCUCCUACUUCCUCCCGACGCCGCCUCUGAUUGGCUCCCGGGCUUAUAAGAAACCAGUGAAUGAGCGGCUGGUGCUGGCAGAAACUUGCUGGAGGUCUUUGGGUGGCAUCGCCGUUUCGCCCUCAUCUACCCGCGGGCGAGCCAAGCCCGGGGAGGAUGAAGUCGUCCUGUGUCCUGCUCACCGCCCUGGUGGCGCUGGCUGCCUAUUACAUCUACAUCCCCCUGCCCAGCUCCGUGUCCGAUCCCUGGAAGCUGAUGUUGCUGGACGCGACUUUCCGGAGCGCACAGCAAGUGAGCAACCUGAUACACUACGUGGGCCUGAGCCAUCAUCUGCUGGCACUGAAUUUUAUCAUCGUUUCUUUUGGCAAGAAAAGCGCACGGUCAUCUGCUCAGGUGAAGGUGACCGACACUGACUUUGAUGGUGUGGAAGUCAGAGUGUUUGAAGGCUCUCCAAAGCCAGGAGAGCCGCUGAAACGCAGCGUGGUUUAUAUCCAUGGAGGAGGCUGGGCUUUGGCAAGCGCGAAAAUCAGGUAUUAUGAUGAACUGUGUACAGCAAUGGCCGAGGAAUUGAAUGCUGUCAUCGUCUCCAUUGAAUACAGGCUAGUUCCAAUGGUUUAUUUUCCUGCACAAAUUCACGACGUUGUACGCGCCACAAAGUACUUCCUGCGGCCGGAGGUCUUACACAAGUAUUCGGUUGACCCAGGCAGAAUUGGCAUUUCUGGUGACAGUGCUGGUGGGAAUUUGGCCGCUGCCCUGGGCCAGCAGUUUAGUCAAGAUGCCAACCUAAGAAACAAGCUCAAAGUGCAAGCUUUAAUUUAUCCAGUUCUUCAAGCUUUAGAUUUUAACACACCCUCAUAUCAGCAAAAUGUGAACACCCCAAUCCUGCCCCGUUACGUCAUGGUGAAGUACUGGGUGGACUACUUCAAAGGCAGCUAUGACUUUGUCCAGGCCAUGAUAGUGAACAAUCACACUUCACUGGAUGUGGAAGAGGCUGCUGGCCUCAGGGCCCGUCUAAACUGGACGUCCCUCUUGCCCGCAUCCAUCACAAAGAACUACAAGCCUGUCGUGCAGACCACUGGCAACGCCAAGAUCGUCCAGGAGAUCCCUCAGCUGCUGGAUGCCCGUUCUGCCCCACUCAUCGCAGACCAAGAAGUCCUGCAGCACCUCCCAAAGACCUAUGUUCUGACAUGUGAGCACGAUGUCCUAAGAGACGAUGGGAUCAUGUAUGCAAAGCGUUUGGAGAGUGCCGGUGUGGAGGUGACCCUCGACCACUUCGAGGAUGGCUUCCAUGGGUGCAUGAUUUUCACCAGCUGGCCCACCAACUUCUCAGUGGGAAUCCGGACUAGGAAUAGUUACAUCAAGUGGCUGGAUCAAAACCUGUAAAGGAGUAAAAUUUCUAGAAAGCUUGAGCCCCUCCUGACCUCCUGCACCUGCUUUGGAAAGACACGCACUUUUUAGUCGACUAAUUUCCCCUUGUUACUUGUGAGUUAUGGAAUCUCUAUUCUCUGCAGACUUCAUGUUAAUUUAAUUUUUUUAAAUGCAUUUGACUAACGUAAGUGCAAAAACACCUGAAUCUGGUUCUGAAAGUGGUUGUUUUAGCCAAACUACUACUAAUACCCACAGCUGCAGAAAGCAGGACUAGGAGCUGGAAAUAGCUCUGGGUCCUGCCUUAGUCAAGAAGUUCUUUUUAGAAGAAAUUCUUCCAGCCAUGGAUGAUAGAGUGAUGUUGAAUGAGUUAAGAAAAUGUAGGCUCUUCCUCAGCUUGCUAGAGUUUGCUUUGAGUUCAGAGCAGUGUUAAAUGUGUGUACUUUAAGGUCAGUGCUGGGUACCAAGUGCCCUCUGUUCUUCAUGAAUGGAUGGUUUUGUUUCCUAUGGGAAUUUCGGCAAUGGCGUUCUAGCAAGGACAGGUUCCUCAAAUGACUUUCUUCCUUUAUCAUGUUAAUUUUAUGAGAUAGCUAUCUGUAAGUCCAGUUGGAUGAUGAUGAUACUUGAAAGUUACUUUCUACCACUAUUAUUAAAAAAUAUAAGGUUUGCAUGCACUGGAUAUCUGUACAUUGUUAAGUUCUUUGGUUAUGCCGUCUCCUUGGGGGAGAUCUUUGGGAGCAAAUUUAUUUAGAUUUAGAAUAAAUUUUCCAUUACAGAACAAGUAAAAACAAAUGAACCAACCUAUUGUUUUCAUAAUGAAUACUUCUGACAUGAAUUACCAAGAGCAGUAUGUAUAUAUUUGGCGUAGUCAGAAAAGAAGAUACAUUUAAUAUUAGUUUAAAAUUAUGAAAAAUACCUUUAGAGGGUCUAGUUUAUUCUUGAAAACUCAACUUUUUCACUUACAUGGCUUUAAAGUGGGGCUAUUUUGGUAUAUAUAAUGUAUUGUUUAUUUUUUUAAGUUAUUUAAUGUUAAUAUAUGUGGCUAGACUUAAGAUUUUUCGGAAUAA